Molecule: messenger RNA, 1731 nt
Organism: Lasiosphaeria miniovina
Lineage: Eukaryota; Fungi; Ascomycota; Sordariomycetes; Sordariales; Lasiosphaeriaceae
Exons: 3
Coding region: 1-1731 (576 amino acids)
Source: RefSeq, a predicted model, not a curated record
AUGGCCUACCGAUCGUCUGUCCCCGACCUGACUGCCCGCGGCGAUCGCGGCGAUCGUCCCGAGCGCUGGGACCGCGGCCGCUUCAACAACUACGACCAGGAUCGCGGCAGCCGCUUCGACAGAGUUGAGAGAGUCGAGACUGAGGAAGACCGCGUCUACAUGCGCGGCGCCAACCCGCCGCCUCGCGCACCCUCCUACCCCCCGCCCCGCGAAAGGUCGGUCGAACGCCGAGAACGCUCCGUCGAGCGAACCGAGCGACGGUUCCGCCCCGGCGACGAAGACGAUAUCGUGUUCCGCGAGCGCGAGCGCCGAGUAGUAUACGAUGACGAGCCCAGAAUGCCGCCCACGCCUCGGAGACGGCCUUCUCCGCCCGAAAGCGAAGUCGAACGGAGGGUCUUUAUCGACAGGGAGAGGGAGAGGGUGAGAGUGCGCAGCCCAUCACCCGGUCCAAGGCGGCCCACUAGGUUGGUGAGACGGCAGUCGAGUCUCGACACCUUUGACCGGCACCCGCGGGGUUACAACGAGCGCGAGGAGUACGGGCCUCCGGCUAGGAGAGAGAACAGAGAGUACCGGCCAGAGCCCUAUGUUCCAAUCCCGCUGCCCCGUUCUCGAGCCCUGCCUCCCCCCCGGGUCUACGCAGAGCGUGACUCGUUUGAGGAGAUCCAAAUCUCGGAUCCUAAAAGACACGGCGAUGAAGACUUUUACGCGUACCGCCCUGAGCGUGUGCGCGAGAAAGAGGUCAUUCACACUCGUCGGAGGACCCACAGUCGAGAGUCUGGGGCUUCGAGAGGCACGAGCCACCAUCGUGGGCGCAGCAUAUCGAGUGCGACAAGCUCAAGUAGGUCGUCGAGCGUGAGCGGUGGAACCACCAUUACGUCCAAGAGUGAAUAUCCCAAGAAGGGCAAGACCCGUAUUCCAUCCCGCCUGGUGUCCAAGAGGGCCCUUAUCGACCUCGGCUACCCCUAUUUGGAAGAGGGAAACGUCAUUAUAGUCCAGAAAGCCCUUGGCCAACAGAACAUCGACGACUUGCUCAAGCUCAGUGCCGACUACAAGAAGAGUGAGCGCGAACUCGAAGUCUCCCGUUCCAGUCCUGGGGAUAUUAUCGAGGAGAGGCGGACCGAGUACAUCAAAGUUCCCGAGCGCCAGACCGAGUACAUCGAAGUGCCAGAACGUCGGACUGAAUACGUCGAGGUGCCCCGCGCAGAGUACGUCCAGAUAGCUCCGCCGCCCUCGUUCGCACCGACUCCGCACUACUCACACUCCGGGCCCCUGAUUAUCGCUGCCAACCCACCGCCCGAGUCCCCAGUCGAAGUGGUCAAGACGACGGUUCUCCGCGAGGUGUCGCCGGCCCGGUCCUUCACAACCGCUUACGACACCACGACCACCACCACGACGUACGAGACACCCAUCAUCUACGAUGCCCGGCCGCGCGAGGUGUCCAGCACCAUCCCGGUCGGCCCCCUGGCCCUAGCCGAAGGCCGCCGCCGCCGCCGCUCGGCCGACGCGGAGAGCCUCCGCUCCGAAAUCAACCACCUCAACCGGGAGCUGGCCCGGCGAGACCGGCACGAGAGGCACUCCAGCCGCGACUUUGUCAGGGCCGAGCGCCUCUCGACGGGCGAGCUGGUGCUGUACGAGGAAGAGAUUGAGCGCAUCGCUGAGCCCAGCCGCGGCGUCAGGCUCGAGAAGGACAAGAGAGGUAGGCUUGCUAUUAGUGUACCGAAAUAUCGGUGA